AUGGAAGAUCUUUCGAUUGCUUAUCCUCGCUUGGAUAUACUUAGUAGGAUUUCGACAUUUCUGUUUGCUUUUGAUAACCUCACACAUUUGUGUGUUGAAAAUGUUGUCAUCACACUUUCACCUCAAUGGAAUGGUUUUGGUAAGCUUGUUAAACUCGAGCUCCUGUCUGUUUCUGUUGAGCUUGAUGAGCUGAUGACUCUACUUUCUAAAUGUCCGAUGCUCGAGUACCUUGAUUUCGAGUGUGAUCAUCGCAGACAUUAUUUCAUGAAUUAUUUCAUCAAUGAGGAGCACACUCUCGAGGUUCUCAAGUCUGUAAAACCUAUUAAUCUGACACACCUGGAAAGUGUAAUGAUCUCGCUCUUGUCUGGUUAUGUGGCGGAGGUGGAAUUCAUUAGGAAUGUUUUGCAGUGGGCAAGUGUACUGAAGUACAUGACAUUGAAAUCUACUUUCAGUGGCAUCGGCGAUGAGCCUAAUUUUAGUAAGAUGUUCUUGGCUCUGCAUGAAGUGCCGCAAGAACUUCCUCGAAUGCUCAAUGAUUUGAAGACGAUUAAACUAAGAAAUGUGAAUUUCGGAAUCAUGGACAAUGUUGCUUGUGUUAUCUGUUUGAUGCGAAGCUCCCCUAAGUUGUAUGGCCUUGACAUUAAUUUUGAUGCUUGGCUGCUGUGGGCUCCGAGAGCUGAGGAGACGUAUAAAGCUAUCAAUUAUCUUAAAGCCAAUCAGAAGCAAAAUAUUAAUUACAACAACCUCAAGAUUGUGAUUAUGAAAUUUGUGGGCAUUCAACCUGAAAUGAAAUUUGUGAAGCUUCUUCUAUUGAAGGGGACAGAACUUGAACAAUUGAAACUAACUUUUCUUUCUAUGGAUGACGGUGAAUUGGACAAGGCAAAAAUGGAGUUGAAGCUAUUCUAUUGA
Messenger RNA from Andrographis paniculata, 909 nucleotides. RefSeq lists its product as uncharacterized. The record is from RefSeq and is a predicted model, not a curated record. The transcript has 4 exons. Lineage: Eukaryota; Viridiplantae; Streptophyta; Magnoliopsida; Lamiales; Acanthaceae. Bases 1 to 909 code for a protein of 302 amino acids.